Messenger RNA from Spirodela intermedia, 177 nucleotides. The record is from the annotation of a GenBank genome assembly. NCBI's taxonomy places the organism in Eukaryota, Viridiplantae, Streptophyta, Magnoliopsida, Alismatales, Araceae.
AUGGAGCACCAGGUUCCCCUUCCCCCCACGCCCAGCCUCCUUCACAAACUCACUGAGAAACAGAACCCACAUCGGCAAUAUAUGAGAGAGGGAGAGAGAGAGAGAGAGAGAGAGAGAGAGAGAGGAGGAACUCACAUGAUUUGGUCGAGUUCGAAGGCGCUUCGGAGGGGAGCGUAG